AUGCCACGACAUUAUCACUACCAGCCCAGUCGCGAACUCCAUGUGGUAGUCCUGGGAGCAGGCGGCGUGGGCAAAAGUUGUUUAACUGCCCAGUUCGUCCACAAUGAGUGGAUCGAGAGCUAUGAUCCCACCAUAGAAGAUUCUUAUCGCACGCAGCUUCAGGUUGAUGGACGUCAAGUUAUCCUCGAAAUCCUCGAUACUGCGGGGACCGAGCAAUUCGUCGCCAUGAGGGAUCUGUACAUGAAAACCGGUCAAGGUUUUCUUCUCGUAUUCAGUAUCACAUCGUCUUCCUCCCUAAGCGAACUAGCAGGUUUGCGCGAAGAAAUCAUCCGGAUAAAAGACGAUGAAAAUGUACCUCUUGUUAUUGUCGGUAACAAAGCCGAUUUGGAGGAGAAUCGCGCUGUGCCCCGAGCCAAGGGCUUCUCCAUCUCACAACGAUGGGGCGCACCCUACUACGAGGCUAGCGCGAGGACAAGGACCAACGUUGAUGAGGUCUUUAUCGAUCUCUGCAGGCAAAUGUUGCGUAAAGAGGACGAACAACACGCGAAUGACGGACCCAAUGACGACUACAAGUAUGAUCACGGCCGAAGUUCUCAUAGACGUCAACGACGUCGCCGAAAGAAGGAUUCACCCCGAUGUGUGAUCCUGUGA
Molecule: messenger RNA, 651 nt
Organism: Fusarium redolens
Lineage: Eukaryota; Fungi; Ascomycota; Sordariomycetes; Hypocreales; Nectriaceae
Product: ras family-domain-containing protein
Exons: 8
Coding region: 1-651 (216 amino acids)
Biological process (GO): signal transduction
Cellular component (GO): plasma membrane
Molecular function (GO): GTP binding; GTPase activity; GDP binding
Source: RefSeq, a predicted model, not a curated record